Molecule: messenger RNA, 3381 nt
Organism: Phascolarctos cinereus (koala)
Lineage: Eukaryota; Metazoa; Chordata; Mammalia; Diprotodontia; Phascolarctidae
Gene: PELI2
Product: pellino E3 ubiquitin protein ligase family member 2
Biological process (GO): protein polyubiquitination; regulation of Toll signaling pathway
Molecular function (GO): protein binding; ubiquitin protein ligase activity
Source: RefSeq, a predicted model, not a curated record
CGCAGGAGGCGGCGGCGCCCGCGGGGCCAGAGCCGCCGGAGCCUGCGGACGACGAGGACCAGGAGGACGAGGAGGGAGCCGAACGCGGCUCCAUGUUCGCCCCCGGUCCGGAGGAGCCCUGCGCCCCCGGCAAAGAGCCGCGGAAAUACGGGGAGCUCGUGGUGCUGGGGUACAAUGGUGCACUUCCUAAUGGAGACCGAGGACGUAGGAAAAGCAGGUUUGCUCUUUACAAACGCUCAAAGGCUAAUGGAGUCAAGCCAAGCACUGUUCAUGUAAUAUCAACACCUCAGGCAUCCAAGGUGAUCAGCUGUAAAGGUCAACACAGUAUCUCUUACACUUUAUCAAGAAAUCAGACAGUAGUGGUGGAAUACACACAUGAUGAUGAUACUGAUAUGUUUCAGGUGGGAAGAUCAACAGAGAGCCCAAUAGACUUUGUGGUAACAGACACAGUUUCUGGCAGUCAAAACAGUGAUGAAACCCAGAUCACGCAAAGUACCAUAUCCAGGUUUGCCUGUAGGAUUGUCUGUGACAGGAAUGCACCCUACACAGCACGGAUUUUUGCAGCAGGAUUUGAUUCUUCCAAAAACAUCUUUCUUGGAGAAAAGGCAGCAAAAUGGAAGAAUCCUGAUGGACACAUGGAUGGACUAACUACAAAUGGUGUUCUAGUAAUGCAUCCCAAAGGAGGAUUCACAGAAGAGUCCAAGCCAGGAGUAUGGCGUGAAAUUUCAGUUUGUGGAGAUGUAUAUACACUGCGAGAAACAAGAUCAGCCCAGCAAAGGGGAAAGCUAGUUGAAAAUGAGACCAACAUCCUACAAGAUGGCUCUCUCAUUGAUCUGUGUGGAGCAACCCUUCUUUGGAGAACAGCUGAUGGUCUCUUUCAUGCUCCAACUCAAAAGCACAUUGAAGCUCUACGGCAAGAGAUCAAUGCUGCCCGACCACAGUGCCCUGUUGGACUGAACACAUUGGCAUUUCCCAGCAUCAAUCAGAAAGAUGUGGUAGAAGAGAAGCAGCCUUGGGCAUACCUCAGCUGUGGUCAUGUGCAUGGCUAUCACAACUGGGGACACCGAAGUGAUACAGAAGCCAAUGAGAGGGAGUGCCCAAUGUGCAGAACUGUUGGGCCCUAUGUGCCUCUUUGGCUUGGCUGUGAGGCAGGAUUCUAUGUUGAUGCUGGACCCCCGACUCAUGCUUUUACCCCUUGUGGACAUGUGUGUUCAGAGAAGUCUGCAAAGUACUGGUCCCUGAUUCCACUGCCUCAUGGCACCCACGCGUUUCACGCGGCCUGCCCUUUUUGUGCCACGCAGCUUGUUGGGGAACAAAACUUUGUAAAAUUAAUUUUCCAAGGUCCAGUUGACUGACGGUAUCUACAAUAGUAUCACUUUAACAAGUUACUGUGAAGAUUUUACCACUAACUGUAGAUUUUACUUUUUUUUAAUAUGUUAAAGGGGUUGAGGGGGAGUACUAAUAGAGAUUGGGAAAAGUGAGGUUACAGUAGUGACAGAUACCUGGCACUUGACAGAAAUCAGUGAUGUCGCAUUGUAAUGGCUGCAUAGUCAUCAAAGCUUAUUUGAUAAGUAUGUUUGUUAUAUGUGUUUGUGAUUGAAUUUUAAAAUGGCAUAUUUGAUUUUAAUCUUGGAUUUUUUUUAACAAAUUUUUUUUCCUUGUAAACUUUGACAAAUCUCUAAAUAAUACUUUUUUCACUAUUAGGAGUUUAACCAAAAGAUUAAUUGGUUUUAUUUUUAUUAAACUAUUACUUUGUAGCCAUCGGUAUUUAAGAUCCUAGAAUUAGAGUUAUAAGCGACCUUAGAGGUCACCUAGUCCAACGUGCUUCUUCACAGAGGAGAGAGCUGAGGCACAAAGUAAGCGUCUUGUCCAAGCCAUGCAGGUGGUUAGCAACAGAGGCAAAAUUGGAACUCAGGGCUGCAAGACUCCUAAAGCCUUUGACACUUUUUCCACAGUACUGUUCUGCUUGUCCUUUAAGAUGUUAACUCAAGAGUUAUAAACAGUGUGUGGAAAUGUUUGCUAACCACAAGAUAGUUAUCUACUUCAGAGUGACCUGAACUAGAUUAAAAUGUAAUUGAUAAAUAUUUAGCAAAAUAAAUAAAAAUGCAAUGGAAAGUAGAUAAUACUUAUGGUUUUCCAAGUCGGUGUGUGGCCUGCAGGGAUUACAUAUGGUUUGUUGUCCCCUGUUUCUGUUGGAAUUCAGCACAAAUGAUUUACAUGAAGUUCUGAAAUGAAAAUGUGACGUUCAGCAAUUAGCACAGAGAAUUGUUUUGAUAUUGGAAACUUUGUGACCUAUUUUUUUAUCAUAUAAAGUUGAGAAAGAAGAUUCAGGUGUUGUAAUAGCUUUUUAAAAUUUGGUUGUCAGAAUUUAAUUGCGUUAUGCACAUUUGUAGAAUAACUUUUGACAUUAUAAACCAUGAAUUCUCCAUAACUUUUGGGUUUGAAUUUUACAGCCUGUCCCUGCUAUGUACCUUGCAUGCCUAGGACUAUGUGAUUAAUUAAAAUGUAGCAUCUCUCACAAUUCGUUAGGUUGGCAUUAUUGCAGGAGAAGAGAUUGUUUGGGCACCAUAAUACCAAAUUAUGCAUAUAUAGAAUCAUUUAUUGAGUUUAAAAAGUGAUUGCAAAUUGGUUGGGGUUUUUUUUAAGCUCACUUGCAUAUUUUUUGGACUUGGAUGUAUCCAACAUUCUAUGAACGAAAAGCUCACCUCAGACUGUGAUGAAACAGUAGAUUUUGUUCACUCUACUUCACACCAUCUGUCACCUUCUGUUGCAGCUUGAGGAACACUGUAAGUUUUGAAAAUGUUUGCAAAUCAAACUAAAUUUAAAUGUGAUCAUUAGAUAUACACAACACCCAAUGAUGCUUCUGCAGAGAUAAUUUGAAAUGUUUGAUUUUAAGCCAGCAAAUAAGUGUUUACUGAGGAAUAAUUAUAUUAGAAUUUCUUAUGAGCUCCAGGAUCCCAUUCAGUUGGCUUUAUUUAAUUGUGAAUAAUAAUUCUGUGAUACCUCUGGUAACAAGUAUAGAGACUAUCAGUCUAUCCAGGAUGAAAAUGUUCAUUUGGGAGAAUAUUAAUAGCUAUCUGAAAAGAAAUGAAAAUCUACUGAAUGAACAAUAUUUUAAACUAUAAUUUCUAUUAAAUUGACCAUUGGAGCUUUUUAUGCUACCCAUGAGACCUUUGUAUAGACAUAUAAUUUAUAUAACUUUAAUAUAUUGUGUGUAUAUAUCUAUAAAUAUAUACUUGAUUGGCCUGUUGAUGUUUUGACUGUAAAUUGUUUUAUAGUUCAUCUGUAAGCCUAGCAUUUUUAAUUCCCUUUACUCAUGGGUGAUGAGAGGUGUUGGUUUUGUUUGCUGCUGUUUUUAAUAUCUUAUUAUAUAAAAUGUCA